AUGGGUUUACAGAAGCUGAAUUUAGUGAAGUUCCGACAACAGCACGAAAGCAUGGACGAUGAUUUAAAAUGGACUCUGGAAUGCAGUGGAAGAGAGGUCGAAGACGUUUUGUACAUGUAUGGAUCCACCCUAGAAUACGAGCAUCUUUGUCAUUCAUUUGUGGUGGACCCUUGGGACAAAACGUACAAGCAAAAAAGCAUUUUCACGAGUGAAGAAAUCGAAGAGAUCAAGAGUUCCAAAGCCAAGCAAAAGCCAGUCAUCAGUCAGAAAACUCUCGAAUAUUUGAAUCAAUAUACGAAGGUUAAAAGUUCUUCUCAAGCUCGGCAUGUUAUCAACCAAAUACAACAAUGGGAUGCGAACUUUGAUAGAAUGCAAUCUCACGACUUGGAUUGGAUACGUCACAGUUAUUAUACAAUGGUCCGGGAGUUGGAACGCAGCAGGAUCGAUGACGAGAACAACGCAGAAACAUGGUUGUUGGCACACAUCUGGACUAUGAUGGAUCGUGCAUUAGAUGAUGUUGUGUUGGAUGUAGUUCGCAAUGGAAUUUACAGUGCUGAAAAUUCGAGCCUUGCAUCAAGUCGUCGCAAGAACAAAGAACGGAUACCACAAGGAGAAGAGAAACUGGAGAGGAAGAAAAUGGGUCGCAGACUUGAUCUAAUUUUACGACGAAAGAAACUGGAGUUUGGAGCGGGCGAGGCUGGUAAACGGACGGAUGAUACAGAUACCAAGCUACUUCGGGAGAGAGAUUUAAAGCUCCCUAAAGCAUUGAAAGACAUGAUGAUGAGUCUGAAGAACGAAAGAGGAAGCGCUGAUGGUCUGAGAGUAGUUGGAUUAUUGCAAUAUGGCCUCAAGAUGACGACUAUCACAAUGGAUGUUCCACAUUACUACGUACACAGAAUCACGAGAACGAAAAAUGCCGAGGUGCCAAGUGAUUAUGAGAAGCUGCUAGAAUUCAGAAAGGUGCUUUACAUGACGUUAUUCAACAAAGCAAUAGUAUUGGAAACAAUGAAUGUUUUACGAAGCCCAGGCCAAGAAGACAAAGAAAAUAGCCUUAGUGACGUAAUGGAAACACCGGAAGAAGAUUUGUAUCAGUUACCUAGCAUGUUCGAUUCACCAGACACUGUAGGAAAAUUCUUGUGGUUCUUGUGGAUUUCUUAUGAAUUUCUUUCCCUAGUCGAGGUACCAGUUGUCGAUGAAGCAGAACUUGCUGAGACGGUUUCCCUCAUUCCCCACCCAAUGACUCUAAAUGCUAAGGGGAAGAUGGUAAAGAAAGCGAGCAAGGAUGAUGUUGAGCGCCUUCUCCUUCAAGGCUACCACCAUUUUGAAGGAGGUGCGUUGAUCAAAGCCCAGACCGACAUCAAGCACAUUAGCGAACGUGUUGUGGUCGAUCUGGUGAAAAGAUUGCAGAAUCGUGCUGACAACAGCGUGACCCACUACUUUGCUAAGCUACAAAGCAAAGAUAGGCAACUGGGCUAUUAGCCUUUUCAUGAACCUGGCAAAAAAGCAGGGCAUUGAUUUUGCUGUCUGCCAGGGCCAGUGGGCAGCUCGCCAUAUCCUCCAGGAAUGCUGGC
Molecule: messenger RNA, 1571 nt
Organism: Zychaea mexicana
Lineage: Eukaryota; Fungi; Mucoromycota; Mucoromycetes; Mucorales; Lichtheimiaceae
Exons: 7
Coding region: 1-1479 (492 amino acids)
Source: RefSeq, a predicted model, not a curated record